GGAGCAGCUUGGUUUUCUGGAAGCUCCGUGGAGCUGCAGGUCCAGGGCAGGCAGGCAGGCACACGGGCAGCAGAGUGGAGCCGGAAAAGGCGACAGUUGAGGGGGGUAAACACAUAAACCAACGGCUGGAAAAGUGUCGCCGAGCCGGAGGAGAAAGAGCCGGAGGAGUGGAGCUGCUGAAUGGUUCCUGGAGAUUUUGAAUCCGCCCGUCAGUAGCCUAACACGCGACAAGGAGGGCUGUUUGUGUGCCUCCCUGGUAAAAACAAGAGAAAGUGAAAGGCUGCUCGGGAAGUGAAGAUCACUGUAACCCACCUGGAGCCUCGCUGUAACCCGAGCCUGAUGCACUAAAGGUCCGCCGGCUCUGUCCUCUGUCUCCGCCUCUGUGAGCACUUUGAAACAUUGUAACCGGAGCAGACACCAGCGGAGGAGUUGUUGGGUUGACAGCCACGUAUGGUUUGCUUUCUGUCACGGCAGUACGGUACUGGGAAGCAGUGGGAAAGGCGGGGCCGAACCGGUGGACUCCCAAACUGGGUUACUGAGCUCGCCCCUGUGCCAAUUCACCCACCGCGACGCAGCGUUAUUUUGGGGGGGGGGCGGGAGGUCGACGAAGGAGCCAACAACUGGAAUUUAGAACCCUUUCUUUGGAACUCUUUAACGGCUACCCUGCUGCGGACGGCACGAGCGGGGUUUUUGUCAGUUCUUUCUGCUCGUGGCCUCCGUUCACCUAGUUUAUUUAGGAGCACCAUCAGGUCUGGGACGCAUAUUUGGGGGAUAAUUCCCCCCCCCAGCUGGGGUCGGACUAUGGCGGACGACGACAUUCUCUUUGAAGAUGUGUACGAGCUCUGCGAGGUCAUUGGCAAGUUUGAGUGCAGCGAAGCUGCUGAAAGCCAACGGACUGAGUCCUGUAGUCCUGGAGGCCAGGGAUCGGGUCGGUGGUCGCACCUUCACCGUGCGGAAUAAGGAGACAAAGUGGGUCGACCUGGGCGGAGCUUACAUCGGACCAACUCAGAACUGCAUCCUCCGAUUGGCCAAAGAGUACGGCAUUCAGACCUACAAAGUCAACGAGCAGGAGAGCCUGGUGCAUUAUGUCAACGGAAAGUCUUACCCGUUCAAAGGCUCCUUCCCUCCCAUGUGGAACCCCAUCGUCUUGUUGGACUUCAACAACCUGUGGAGGACAAUGGACGAGAUGGGCCGGGAGAUUCCCAGAGAGGCCCCCUGGAGAGCUCCCCAUGCAGAGGAGUGGGACAAGAUGACCAUGAAGGAGCUAAUUGAGAAUAUCUGCUGGACCAGUACUGUUCGCCGCUUCGCCAAGCUGUUUGUCAACGUCAACGUGACCUCCGAACCCCACGAGGUGUCGGCUCUAUGGUUCCUCUGGUACGUGAAGCAGUGCGGAGGAACCAUGAGGAUCUUCUCCACCACUAACGGAGGACAGGAGAGGAAGUUUGUGGGCGGCUCCAGUCAGAUCAGCGAGUGCAUGGCCAGGGAGCUGGGAGAGCGAGUAAAGCUGCAGUCUCCGGUCUACAAGAUCGACCAGAGCGGGGACAUGGUCGUCGUGGAGACGCUGGACAAACUGACCUACACAGCCAAGUACGUGAUCGUGGCCACCCCUCCCGCUCUGAACCUGAAGAUGCACUUUAACCCCGAGCUGCCGCCGCUGAGGAACCAGCUGAUCCACCGCGUCCCCACGGGCUCCGUCAUCAAGUGCAUGGUCUACUACAAAGAGAACUUCUGGAGGAAAAAGGGUUACUGUGGCAGCAUGGUGAUUGAGGAGGAGGGCGCUCCCAUCGGCCUGACACUGGAUGACACGAAGCCGGAUGGGACUGUACCCUGCAUUAUGGGAUUCAUCCUCGCCCGCAAGUGCAGAAAGCUAUUAGGGCUGACCAAAGAGGAGAGGUUGAAGAUGAUCUGUGAGAUCUACUCCAGAGUGCUGGGCUCAGAAGAGGCUCUGCAUCCGGUGCACUAUGAGGAGAAGAACUGGUGUGAAGAGGAGUACUCCGGUGGCUGCUACGCGGCCUAUUUCCCUCCAGGAACCCUUACUCAGUUUGGAAAGGUGCUGAGGGAGCCAGUCGGCAAGUUGUACUUUGCCGGCACGGAGACUUCCACAGAGUGGAGCGGCUACAUGGAGGGGGCCGUGCAGGCUGGAGAGAGGGCCGCCAGAGAGGUUUUGUGUGCGAUGAAUAAAAUCCACCAGAGUCAGGUCUGGCAGACGGAGCCCGCGUCUAUGGAAGUCCCAGCGCGCCCGUUUGCCACCAGCUUCUGGGAGAGAAAUCUGCCUUCAGUCGGCGGCCUCUUCAAGUUGGUGGGAUUCUCCACCGUCCUGUCUGCUGCCACGGCAGCCGGCGUGGUGGCCUACAAGAAGGGCCUCCUGUCCCGGAGUUAAACCGCCCGCACGCAUCAUCUCACUCCUCUGCGUCUCAAGGGGACGACCAUCUCUACAGACACUGUGCUCUAUCGUACUUGUAUUGCACUACUUCACGGCCCAAAACUACAAAGUAGUGAACCACAUCAGGUGUUGUUCUGCUCACACAAAACACUAAAGUCUGUUUGAGAGAGAGAGAGAGAGAGAGAGAGACAGAGAGACAGAGAGAGAGAGAGAGUCAUGGGCCGAGCACACGUCGAAAGAUGCUAGUUAGAGAGGAGUGAAGAACUUCAGUUUAAAUCGACGAUAACAUUCAGAUUGUAAAAAACCAAUGAAGGAAAAAAAGAGCAGAAUCAGUUCUUAAAAGGAAAAAUAUAUACAAAUAUAGAUAUCGCUAUUAAUAUUCCAUACAUCGCCAAUGACGUACACAUUCUUGAUUGUGUGUGUGUGUGGGCUUGUAUGUGUGUGGGCUUGUAUAACUAUAUUCAUAGGGUCCAAAGACCGGGAGUCCAGUAUACUUGUGGGGUCCAAGUUUAAAGGGCUGUUUGAGGGUUAAGACUUGGU
Molecule: messenger RNA, 2923 nt
Organism: Perca flavescens (yellow perch)
Lineage: Eukaryota; Metazoa; Chordata; Actinopteri; Perciformes; Percidae
Product: amine oxidase [flavin-containing]
Exons: 15
Coding region: 830-2380 (516 amino acids)
Cellular component (GO): mitochondrion
Molecular function (GO): primary methylamine oxidase activity; flavin adenine dinucleotide binding
Source: RefSeq, a predicted model, not a curated record